This is a messenger RNA of Chenopodium quinoa (quinoa), 2031 nucleotides long. RefSeq lists its product as uncharacterized. Lineage: Eukaryota; Viridiplantae; Streptophyta; Magnoliopsida; Caryophyllales; Amaranthaceae. The coding region runs from base 109 to 1731 and encodes 540 amino acids. The transcript has a single exon. The record is from RefSeq and is a predicted model, not a curated record.
UAUGUGACAUAUGCCUUGGAAAGAUGGUUGUAGGACAAGGCAAGGCAUUGUUUACAGCAGAGUGCUCUCACAUCUUCCAUUUCAGCUGCAUUGCUUGUAGGGUUAAGCAUGGCUGUCACUUUUGCCCUACUUGUCGCGCUACGUGGACACACCUCUUCAUACAAUCAAUUUCAACUCGUACUUCCUUCACCGACGAUAAACCCCUCCCUGUCCCUGCCACCACCCCCGAGGUACCCAACCCCAUCACACCCUCGCAAUGCUAACAUGAUAGUAACAGGCUUACCUCAAUACCCUGCACUAAGCAACUCCGAACAAUCCUCCAGAUUUGGUGUCCUCAUUGGCCUUCAGGCCCCUUGCUUAUCCCCGGAUAGGCAGAUUGACCAUGCCCCACUCGAUCUCAUUGCAAUUCUAGAUGUGAGUGACAGUAUGGGUGGUGAAAAGUUCAGGCUCGCCAAGCAGGCAAUAGAGUUUGUUGUCGACAACCUUGGCCCUUCAGACCGGCUGUCUAUCAUCACAUUUGCAAACUCAAAACGACGACUGACCCAACUUUUGAGGAUGACUGAUGCAAGGCGAGUUGACACUAUCCGGUUCAAACACACCCAUGACUCCACUAAUAUCAUUGCAGGACUGGAAACAGCUGCGAUGAUCCUGGAGAAGAGGAGUGAAAUGAACCCAGUCUCAAGUAUUAUUCUUCUUUCAGACGGUCAAGACAGAAGAUAUAAAGAUUCCCUCGACGCCCUCAAAACUCUCCCGCUUUACCUCCGUAAUAAUGACACAUCGGUUUCUGUUUCACAAACUGGUGCGGUUCCUGUACACACAUUUGGGCUUGGUCAUGACCACAAUGCUACUGUUCUGCACGCCAUAGCAGAUAGUUCAGGUGGGACCUUCUCAUAUAUCGAGUCAAUUGAUACUAUCCAAGACGCCUUUGCUCAGUGCAUAGGAGGAUUGUUAAGUGUUAAGGCACAAGAAGUGGAAUUAAAAGUGAGAUCUGUCUCACCAGGGGUUCAAAUUCAGUGCAUCUUCUCCAGCAGGUAUCGCAGCAGUAUAGCUGCUGAUGGGAUACAUGGAGUGAUACAUAUGGUGGAUGUAUACGCGGAAGAAAAGAGGAUGUUCCUGGUGUCUGUCUCAGUCCCACCAGCUGAUCAGGAGACCUUAACAACGCAGUUGUUAGAGGUCAAUUGUUCCUACAAAGACCCACUCUCUAACCAAUACAUAACGUCUGACAUUGUCUGUGUUGAAAUUCCCCGGCCACCAGCUGAGAACGUUUCAACAGAGGACAUGCAGAUAGAGGUGGAAAGAGAGAUAAUCCGCAUUGGAAUAGCAGAAAACAUUGUCAAGGCACAAGCAAUGGCAGUACGAGGAGAGCUAAGCGAAGCUGUAUCAUUUCUUGAACAGGAAAAAACAAAACUGAUGCGGACAGUCUCAGGAGAGGCAAGGGAUCCUUUAUGUGAACAAUUGCAAAAGGAUUUGAAAGCCAUACAGAAGAAGAUGAAGAGUAGGGAAGAAUUUAAAGCGAGAGGAAACGCUUUUGUACUUUCAAGGUGUAUGACACUUUUUGAUCAGAGAGCUUCAACUCAAGCUCUCAUACCUGAUGGUGCUUCUGGUUCUGCUCCGCCUGAGGACAUACCUUAUUAUCAGACGUCGAUCAUGAGAAGAAUGGUGCAGAAGUCACAGGAACUGCGCGAUCAAAAUGAGAAUUCAGCUGAAAGCAGUAACAACAGCAAGCCUUAAGAAAUUACUUUAAAUUGUCUCUGCAAACUAAAUUCGAAACAGAAGUUUUUCUUUCAGUACUUAUAUUUACAGUAGGUGUGGUUUGGAUUAAGGUGAAGGUUUUGGAAAUGAUUUAGCAGUAGCUUUAUCGAAACUGUAGCCAUCUUACCAUCCUUUUAUAUUUGACUAGCUAUCACAUUUAUAUUAUGUCAACUUAUUAUCAUGAAUAUGAAUGAUAAAAAAAAAGUUGCAGAGAUUAAUAUGAUUUCCAUUGUGUUAAAGAAGCUUCCUUUCUUUCUUUUCUUCAUACUUUCUAGUAUA